GUCCCGGCUGGGGCGGCUGCGAGGCGCGGGAGGGCUGGGCCGCCGCCUCGGCCACCUGUUCUAGAGGCGACGUUUGUGCGCACAGACACCCCGCGUGGAGGUCCCUGGCCACCUCCUUCACCCAACUGCGCCCGAAGUUGAGCGCGGCGGCGGGACCCCGAGCCCUGGUGGCGAGCGGAGAAGAUGAACGUGCAGGCGUCAAGAGUGUGUGCAAAGGCCACGGUCCCGUUGUCGGAGAAGGCCAGCUGCUGAGCCGGGCAUGUCUCCAGGAGGCCUGCAGACUGCGCAGAUCCCCGCCUCUCUGCAGUGGGCUGCCCAGGCUGACCAGCCGGUUCCCACGGGAGGCUCCUUGUGUGAUCGGGGAGACCAUGCCCAAGCCCUCCGACUGCCUGCUGCGGCUCCUCCGGGGCACCCCCAGGCAGCGGGUCUGCACCCUGUUCAUCAUCGGCUUCAAGUUCACGUUUUUUGUCUCUGUCAUGAUCUACUGGCAUGUCGUGGGAGAGCCCAAGGACCAAGGGCAGCUCUAUAGCCUGCCUGUGGACAUCCCCUGCCCCCCACUCACGCCCCCAGCCCCGUCCUCCAGCACCCCCCCUCCAGGCAACAUCUUCUUCCUGGAGACCUCAGACCGGACCAACCCCAACUUCCUCUUCAUGUGCUCCGUGGAGUCGGCCGCCAGGACCCACCCCGAGUCCCAGGUGGUGGUCCUGAUGAAGGGGCUGCCCGGUGGCCACGCGCCCCUGCCCCGGCACCUGGGCCUCUCGCUUCUGGGCUGCUUCCCCAACGUGCAGCUGCGCCCGCUGGACCUGGAGGAGCUGUUCCGGGACACUCCGCUGGCAGCCUGGUAUCGGGCCGUGCAGCGGCGCUGGGAGCCCUACCUGCUGCCCGUGCUCUCCGACGCCUCCAGGAUCGCGCUGCUCUGGAAGUUCGGCGGCAUCUACUUGGACACGGACUUCAUCGUCCUCAAGAACCUACGGAACCUGACCAACGUGCUGGGCACCCAGUCCCGCUACGUCCUCAACGGGGCCUUCCUGGCCUUCGAGCGGCAGCACGAGUUCCUGGCUCUGUGCAUGUGGGACUUCGUGGCCCACUACAACCGCUGGAUAUGGGGCCACCAGGGGCCCCAGCUGCUCACGCGGGUCUUCAAGAAGUGGUGCUCCAUCCGUAGCCUGGGGGAGAGCCACACCUGCCGAGGGGUCACCGCCCUGCCCCGGGAGGCCUUCUACCCCGUGCCCUGGCAGAGCUGGAAGAGGUACUUUGAGGAGAUCAGGCCCGAGGAGCUGACUCGGCUGCUCAAUGCCACCUACGCUGUCCACGUGUGGAACAAGAAGAGCCAGGGCACGCGCUUCGAGGCCACGUCCAGGGCA
Molecule: messenger RNA, 1364 nt
Organism: Ictidomys tridecemlineatus (thirteen-lined ground squirrel)
Lineage: Eukaryota; Metazoa; Chordata; Mammalia; Rodentia; Sciuridae
Gene: A4galt
Product: alpha 1,4-galactosyltransferase (P1PK blood group)
Biological process (GO): glycosphingolipid biosynthetic process
Molecular function (GO): galactosyltransferase activity
Source: RefSeq, a predicted model, not a curated record